AUGAGCGAUCCGAAUAGCGAUUGGGUACAACAAAAUCUCCAGAGACAGAGGAAAAUUCUCGAAGAGAAGCAGAGACAGAAACGGUUGGCGUCGACAGGCAUUCGGACAAGCAAUUUGCCAAGCUCGAUCGCUCGGCCAGUCACCGGAUCGAUGAGAGGCAUCACGAGCGCCUCAUCGAAUGACCCGACCGGUUGCUAUGAUGGGCCGUUGUCGUUCACACCAGACCCGGAUUCAACAGGACCAACUUUGAUCACCGUGAGAGGGAUGACACCGCCGCCGGAUCGAAAUGGGAUGACUGAAGACGAAUUGAUGAAAUCGAUCGGAAAUCGAAUGGGGAAUACAAGUUUGAACUCAUCGUCAGCCGGUCAACGAUCGACAGUGCCAAGUCCAGCAAAAACCGAUACCGGAUACGGGAGUCGACAAGAAUCUACACUUGGAGCCGAUGCAGCAGCUGUAGGCAGCGACGAAGAGGAGGCAAAUGUUGAACCGUGGAAGGAACGUGAGGAAUUAGAGGAGCACGUUUUACCGUCAAAUCUUCAACCAAACUACGAAGAGAUCACGAACGAUUUGGAUAAAUUUGUGAUGGCUCCAGCAAAGCGAAAUAUCACAUACAAGUGUUCAAUAACGAGAGAUAAAAAAGGGAUGGAUCGGGGAAUGUAUCCGACGUAUUAUCUACAUUUAGAGAAAGAAGAUCGACGAAAGAUCUUCCUUUUGGCUGCUCGAAAACGAAAAAAGAGUGCUACAGCUAAUUAUUUGAUCACAACUGAUGCUACGGAUUUGAGUAGAGAAGGAGAGGCGUUUGUUGGGAAAGUGAGAUCAAAUGCUUUGGGCACGAUGUUUACUUUGUAUGAUAAUGGACGAAAUCCGAAAAAGACACCUGGAUCGGAUGAUGUGAGAGAAGAGUUGGCAGCUGUCAUUUAUGAAACAAACGUCCUCGGCUUUAAAGGACCACGAAAAAUGACGAUCUUGAUUCCAGGGAUUUUCGAUGCCGAGAACUACAGAAGACGGCCGAUUCGACCAGUGACGGACAGGGACACGAUUUUCGAGCGCUACAAGCAGCGCCGAAUGGACGAGUUGGUGCUCAUGCACAACAAAGCGCCCGUUUGGAAUGACGAAACUCAAUCAUACGUAUUGAAUUUCCACGGUCGAGUCACGCAAGCAUCUGUGAAAAAUUUCCAAAUUGUCCACGAUGCGGAUCCCGACUACAUUGUCAUGCAAUUCGGCCGAGUUAACGACGAGCAAUUCACAAUGGAUUUCCGUUAUCCUCUCUCCGCUUUGCAAGCUUUUGGCAUAGCGAUGACGUCAUUUCACGGGAAAUUAGCCUGUGAA
Messenger RNA from Mesorhabditis belari, 1329 nucleotides. Lineage: Eukaryota; Metazoa; Nematoda; Chromadorea; Rhabditida; Rhabditidae. The record is from the annotation of a GenBank genome assembly.